Molecule: messenger RNA, 1359 nt
Organism: Parnassius mnemosyne (clouded apollo)
Lineage: Eukaryota; Metazoa; Arthropoda; Insecta; Lepidoptera; Papilionidae
Source: the annotation of a GenBank genome assembly
AUGGAUUACGUGUUUAAUAUAACUUUCGAAAGAGAAAAGUUCUAUGCAAGUCAGAAUUUUAUGAAUCGAGACGAGAUGCAAGACGCUGAGAUUGUCUAUACGUGGGAGAUGGAUUUCAAUCAAAGUAAACUUUGGGCCUCAACUUUGCUUGUGCCCAAGAUGCCCACACCCACUCCACCGUCCACAACCGCCAUGCCUUUGUGGGCUUAUAAUUCUUGGGUGUGCCUCUUCUCAGCUAUGCUAGCUGUAGCUAUUGGAGGGAAUGCAAUAGUUAUUUGGAUAGUUACAGCCCACCGUCGAAUGAGAACAGUUACCAACUAUUUUCUGGUGAAUUUGUCAUUUGCUGACCUAAUGAUGGCAUCACUUAACUGUCUUUUCAACUUCAUCUACAUGUUACAUAGUGAUUGGGUGUUUGGAGUUCGAUACUGCCAAUUAAGUAACUUCAUAGCAAAUGUUACAGUUGCAGCCAGCGUUUUUACUUUGACGGGUAUUUCCUUUGAUAGGUAUCAAGCUAUCGUCAGACCAAUGAGACCAAGGAUGUCUAAAACAUGCUCUUUGAUAAUGAUAGCUGGAAUAUGGAUAAGUGGAAUGCUUCUAGCGAUACCAUGUUUACUUUAUUCAACAACGAAAGAAUACCGGUCGAAAGGCACUUUAAAAACUGCUUGUUUGUUGUCCUGGCCAGAUGGAUUACCUGAUGUUUCUUAUAUGGAUUUUGUGUAUCAAGUGUUAUUUUUCGUGAUAACGUACGCAGUACCAAUGCUGGGAAUGAUAUUUUUUUAUUCGGCGAUGGGACGUGUUUUAUGGGGGUCACGUUCCAUAGGGGAACUCACUCAACGUCAAGUUGAUUCUAUACGCUCGAAGCGAAAGGUUGUGAAAAUGUUUAUUUUGGUGAUAGUAAUAUUCGGUAUCUGUUGGUUGCCGUAUCAUUCCUACUUCAUCUACACUCACUUCAACCCUUCCAUAUUAUAUAUGAAGUACGUUCAGCAUAUGUAUCUCGGCUUUUACUGGUUAGCCAUGGCAAAUUCUAUGGUUAACCCUAUAAUAUAUUACUGGAUGAAUGCAAAAUUCAGAACAUACUUCCGCACGGCAAUUUUGUGCCGGUGGCGCGCGUCGUGUUGCCGCCGCCAACGUCCGCCUCCUGAAUCCCCGCCGGACUGUGUAUCGCAGUCCGGUAGUCGAUCCCGAUCAGGUAUAGAGGAACGCAAAGAAUUAAGAGGAAAUGCAGCGGGCGAAUGGCCGCGGUUGUUGUACCGAGAAUCCCCCGCCCCGCGAUUGCAGAGACAGAAUUUGCUUGCUAGCUGCCCUCGAUGUCCCCAUCGGACCCACUAUGACGCAUACAUUCACGGUCGGAAAGCUUAA